GGUUGAUGACGUAUAUCGGUACCCGGAAAUUUGAAUCUAGUUGAUUUCCUUUGUAGGGGGGUUAUUUGGUUUCUUUCAAGCUUGUUAGCAACUGGAAAAAAAGAUGCAAUUGGCAUUGAGUAAAACAUUUGGCCAGAAGCCUAUCAAAUUUCAGCUUGAACAGGAUGGGGAUUUUUACAUGGUUGGUUCGGAGGUGGGGAACUAUUUGCGUAUGUUCAGAGGCUCACUUUACAAAAGGUACCCAUCACUAUGGAGGAGGCUGGCAUCCGUUGAGGAGAGGAAGAAGAUCGUAGCUUCAUCUCAUGCUACAAGUGUGACUCUGCUCAAGGCAUCAGAGUGUGAGGAGAUCUUCGAGGGUAACGAUGAAAAAUAUAAAGCUAUAUCCAUCAACACGGAACCCCCAGCCUACCUCCGGGAACAGAAGGCAAAGCGGAGCAGCCAGUGGGUUCCCACGCUACCCAACAGCUCCCACCACUUGGACGCCGUGCCGUGCUCCACCACCAUCAACCGCAACCGCAUGGGUCGGGACAAGAAGAGGACCUUCCCCCUAUGCUUCGAUGACCACGAUCCUGCGGUGAUCCACGAGAAUGCAUCCCAGUCUGAGGUGCUGGUCCCCAUUCGUCUGGACAUGGAAAUCGACGGGCAGAAACUCAGAGACGCUUUCACAUGGAACAUGAAUGAAAAGCUGAUGACCCCGGAGAUGUUUGCAGAGAUUCUGUGUGACGACCUGGACCUGAACCCCCUGGCCUUCGUUCCGGCCAUCGCCUCGGCCAUCCGGCAGCAGAUCGAGUCCUACCCCACAGACAGCCUCCUGGAGGAGCAGGCCGACCAGAGGGUCAUCAUCAAGCUGAACAUCCACGUGGGGAACAUCUCUCUGGUGGACCAGUUCGAGUGGGACAUGUCCGAGAGGGACAACUCCCCCGAAACCUUUGCCCUAAAGCUGUGCUCGGAGCUGGGUCUUGGUGGAGAGUUUGUCACCACCAUCGCCUACAGCAUCCGAGGUCAGCUCAGCUGGCACCAGAGGACGUACGCCUUCAGGUCCGAUUUCAGUGAGAACCCACUGCCUACUGUGGAGAUCGCUAUACGCAACACAGGGGACGCCGACCAGUGGUGCCCGCUGCUCGAGACCCUGACUGAUGCAGAAAUGGAGAAGAAGAUCCGAGACCAAGACAGGAACACAAGACGCAUGCGGCGGUUGGCCAACACGGCGCCAUCCUGGUAGGAUGGUCAGGCUUCUCCUGGAACAGGACCUGGUUCGAAUGGACACAAAACAAAGCAUUAACUCUGAACGGACCGCUCCACACACUGAACCACACACCCUGGUCAUCCACCUGAGGACGGCUGAAGAUGAGACAUUCGGGCGUUCCCGAAAAGCACGACGUUUAUAAAUGAAUGUCGGCGUCGAGUGUCAGCACGUUUGCUGAUGCAGCCUGUAUGAUAUAACACACAUACACAUACACAUGAACAUACACUAAACAUACACACACACACAAACACACACACAGGGGCAUUCCAGUGGUGGUUCAAUAUAUCUUACUUUUCAUUAUUUUUUACUGAUUUGGCUACGGAAGUCUGCACAGUAUAGAAGGGUUAUCUAAUUUAGGACCAAUUUUAGGUGGCGUUUACUUAGCAUUUUGUUGACUGUUACAGUUUUAUUAGCCAAAUCAUACACACCUGCCUCACUCACUACUGGUCAUGUAAAAUGAUUUGUGUUGCAAUUUGGUCAAGUUAAGAGGCGUCUGAAUCAGGGUGGAUGCAUACUAUAUAAAAACCUAUUGAUUUGUGACAGAUGUAGGCAGACUGAUGUAUUUUAUUCAGUUGGUAAAACUGAUAGAAAAUAUCAGGCCAGAACCAAUUGUGUCUUUUAAGCUAAUUGUGUUAAACUUGACAUACAGUAUGUAAACGUAUUUGAUGUUACUGUUAUCCGUUCUUUUCCUCAUUUUUUGUAGUGUCGGUUUUUUUUAUAAUAAAAAAGUUACUUGAAA
Messenger RNA from Gadus morhua (Atlantic cod), 1985 nucleotides. RefSeq names its product SWI/SNF-related matrix-associated actin-dependent regulator of chromatin subfamily B member 1. The coding region runs from base 104 to 1222 and encodes 372 amino acids. Gene Ontology annotation, cellular component: nuclear chromosome. Lineage: Eukaryota; Metazoa; Chordata; Actinopteri; Gadiformes; Gadidae. The transcript has 10 exons. The record is from RefSeq and is a predicted model, not a curated record. Gene Ontology annotation, biological process: chromatin remodeling.